CUGCACUACGGGACCCUCCUGGGCAGCAGAGCUUGUGUCCACAUGGCAGCAGCUGCCUGGGCCACUGGGUUCCUCUAUUCUGUGCUGCACACGGCCAAUACAUUUUCACUGCCCCUGUGCAAGGGCAAUGCCCUGGGCCAGUUCUUCUGUGAAAUCCCCCAGAUCCUCAAGCUCUCCUGCUCACACUCCUACCUCAGGGAACUUGGGCUUCUUGUGUUUAGUGUCUGUGUAAUUUCUAUGUGUUUUGUGUUCAUUGUGGUGUCCUAUGUGCAGAUCUUCAUGGCCGUGCUGAGGAUCCCCUCUGAGCAGGGACGGCACAAAGCCUUUUCCACCUGCCUCCCUCACCUGGCCGUGGUCUCCCUGUUUAUCAGCACUGGUUCAUUUGCCAGCCUGAAGCCCCCCUCCAUCUCCUCCCCAUCCCUGGACCUGGUGGUGUCUGUUCUGUACUCAGUGGUGCCUCCAGCAGUGAACCCCCUCAUAUACAGCAUGAGGAACAAGGAGAUCAAGGAUUCAGUGUGGCAACUAAUGAAUGGCUGCUUUCUGAAGCAAUAA
This is a messenger RNA of Columba livia (rock pigeon), 552 nucleotides long. RefSeq names its product olfactory receptor 14J1-like. Gene Ontology annotation, biological process: G protein-coupled receptor signaling pathway. Gene Ontology annotation, molecular function: odorant binding; olfactory receptor activity. Gene Ontology annotation, cellular component: membrane. NCBI's taxonomy places the organism in Eukaryota, Metazoa, Chordata, Aves, Columbiformes, Columbidae. The record is from RefSeq and is a predicted model, not a curated record. The annotation marks the transcript as partial. The transcript has a single exon.